AGAGACUUCCCUGUUGUUCUGCAGGCCUGCUUUGGUAUGCAUCGCCUCACCUGCUGGACCUGUUUGCUUUCCUGUCAGGUUGCUCAGUCCAUGACAACAACAGAGCUGCCGCACCAACACCCCCCUGGGAGGAAUCUCACAGAUGCCACAUCGUUUACUUCUUACACGCACGGCAGGGUUGACUCGACGAGUCUAGCAGGUUCACGCAGCCUCGUGUCAAGAGUGAGAAUAAAAGGGAACAAACCUGAGAAAAUUAAAGUGCGCGGCUCAAAGACAUCGCCAUGUUCGCUCGCUGCGCCUCUAUAAAUCACUCGUUAAGCAGGUUGCCUGGUUAAAGGGGCGUUUGAGGGGUCGUAAACAGCUGGAUGUGUGCAUCAAAGAGCACAGGUGAGAUAAGAAAUGUAAACACAAGUGUGGGUGUGUCCUGCGCUGUCUUUCCUUUCACACACUCUCAGGUCAUACAUAAAGCCUGCUGAACCCGGUGCUGCCCACACACCUGUAACGCGCUUGGCACCUCUGCACUUCUGCUGUCUCUGGUGUGAACGUUGCUCGCCUUCGCACUGUAAACAAAGUCUCCUUCCUUCCGGGAAAAACUUGGACUUCGGCCUCGUCUUUGCUGUUUAAGCCCUCGUGCGUGGACCGCUGGGUCUUCAGACCGAGUAAAAACCACCGGACAGAGUCUUUCUGAGCUCGUUUCAACGUCUCUUGAGUUCCUCAGGCGUCUACGGGUGGAUUUUCUUGGCUUCUCUGGUUGGCUUUACCUGAAAGCGCUGCGAGGGUUCAGGGUCUGCGCCGGUGGGAGCAGCCCCAGGGGCCAGAAAUCUGGGCAAGAUGAUGCAGGAGGUGUCCAUGGUGACGGCCUACGAUGCCCAUGCUAUUGACCAGAUGAGUGAGGAGGAGAUCCUGGCCUGUCUGGUUGCUGAAACGGGACCUACGUUCAAUGUCCCCACAAAGAAAGUGAAACUUGGGGAAAGUCGACUUCAAAUCAUGGACGAUGACCCUUUGGACAAAUACUUGAAAGAAAACCGUCGGCUUCAGCAGGCGAGCCUUCGCCUGGAGCAGGAAAAUGAUAGUUUGGCCCACAGACUAAUCACCAGCAAGGUUGCGUUGAGGAAUGCUCUUGACAAGGCUGAAGACAGAGUGGACGAGCUAACGAAAAACCUUCUUCAGACCCAACAUCGACUGAAAGCCUCAGAGGAGGAGAAAAGAAGCAAAGAGGAAGAAGCUGCCAUGCUCAAGGAAGUUUUUCGGAGGGAGCUGGAGAGGGCUGAGCAGGAGAUUAAAAAGUCGUCUGGUAUCAUCUCAGACUACAAACAGAUCUGCUCCCAGCUAACGUCGCGUCUGGAGAGGCAGGAGGCCGCCCACAGAGAGGAGUUGGACGCACUCAAGAGCACACUAGCGGCUUGCUCCCAGUGUCGUCACGUUGCAGAAGCAAUCACUGCAGGCCGUAGCUCUGAAACAGCGGCGCCGACAGAGGGCAAAGAGGCGACUGAACAAGGCAGGCAGGAGUCCAGCGAAACCCCCCCACGGGCAGAUUGGAUUAGGGAGGACCAGGAGAAGGAGUCCCUAAGCGCCCAGAUCAGAGAACUGGAAAAGGAGCUUGUUCAGACUAAACUGCAAGUGGUGGAGGCCAACUGCAAGAUUCAGGAGCUGGAGCACCAGAAGGGAGUCCUAGCCAGUGAUGUCCAGCAAGCAAAGAACAACUGGAUCAGCAAGGCCUUAACAUCACUGCGGACUUCCACGGCUGGACAUCAUGGCGCUGGCAUGCACAGAGAGGGCCCUCCGACCCUGAACUGGAACCUACACAGCUCCUCCCUUACGGGAUGGCCCCCGAAGAAGCUGUCAUGGCCUCACAAAGACAAUUCAAAAAAUGCUUGAAUGGCUGGACUGCAGUGUGCAGAUUACAUUCAUCUGGAGUCAAGAGGAAACCGUCUGCCUUCAUUGACUUUUAAAUGCUGUAAAUACGUAAACUACUCUGUGUUUCCACUAGAUGGCAGUAAAAACAUACAGGAGGUAAUGGAGCACAGGUGAUGCCAUAGGGACUUUUUGUCAUUUUAAAGCAGGUGUAGCUUAUUCAUAUUUUUUUUUAUAUAUUCUUCAUCUACUAUGCAUGUUUUAUGACAUCACAUUUUUAACUGUAACCAUUUAAUAUGCAAUAAAGUUCAUGUGAUCCUCU
This is a messenger RNA of Fundulus heteroclitus (mummichog), 2176 nucleotides long. Its product is annotated as rab GTPase-activating protein 1-like. The coding region runs from base 832 to 1878 and encodes 348 amino acids. NCBI's taxonomy places the organism in Eukaryota, Metazoa, Chordata, Actinopteri, Cyprinodontiformes, Fundulidae. The record is from RefSeq and is a predicted model, not a curated record. The transcript is spliced from 8 exons.